This is a messenger RNA of Coffea arabica (coffee), 1153 nucleotides long. RefSeq names its product ubiquitin-conjugating enzyme E2 5. The record is from RefSeq and is a predicted model, not a curated record. NCBI's taxonomy places the organism in Eukaryota, Viridiplantae, Streptophyta, Magnoliopsida, Gentianales, Rubiaceae.
CUGCACGAUGCUGGAGUAGCUCACUCGCUACCUGUUCGAUGUCUGAACCGCCCCCCUGAGAAUAAAAUAUUUAUUAAUUCCUUCUCUCUUUCUUUUCUUCGCUAUCGCAUUUAUAUACACUUCACAGGCCUACCUAUAUAUACAGCACACGCAUAUCCCUCACUGCUUCAAUUCCCAAAACCUCCAACCUAAGAAAAAAAGAAUACAACAAACCUUCGGCGGAGAAAGGAAAAAAAGAAAAAAGAAUCGACCAUGUCUUCCCCAAGCAAGCGCAGGGAGAUGGAUUUAAUGAAGCUGAUGAUGAGUGACUACAAGGUGGAGAUGAUCAAUGAUGGCAUGCAAGAAUUUUAUGUGGAAUUCCAUGGACCUAAAGACAGUCCUUAUCAUGGAGGUGUGUGGAGGAUAAGGGUGGAGUUGCCUGAUGCUUAUCCGUAUAAAUCUCCCUCAAUCGGUUUUGUCAACAAGAUUUACCAUCCCAAUGUCGAUGAAAUGUCAGGCUCUGUUUGUUUAGAUGUUAUCAAUCAGACAUGGAGCCCCAUGUUCGAUCUGGUAAAUGUCUUUGAAGUGUUUCUUCCUCAACUUCUUUUGUAUCCCAACCCGUCUGACCCGUUGAAUGGAGAGGCUGCUGCUCUUAUGAUGCGUGAUCGAAAUACUUACGAACAAAGAGUUAAAGAAGCUAUAGACUUCAGAAGAUUAUUGGCGCUAAUGAGGCGCUUUAAAGGCCAUUUAUGUGAAGGGGACAAAGGCCAUUUAUGUUCUAUUGCUAAGCCUUCUGAUAAGUUGCUGAUGGAAUUGAUAUCCAUGGAACUAAAAUACUUGUCGUUGGCAAGCGAGAGGUUAUUUACAUGAGUACUGUGAAAAAUAUGCCAAGCCAGAGGAUGCUGGUGCUGCACCUGCAGAAAAAUCUAGUGAUGAGGAGCUGAGUGAAGAUGAAUAUCCCUCCAGUGAUGAUGAGGAAGUAGCUGGCAAAGCUGAUCCUUGAGGGAAUGAAUCUAAUGACAUCUUUAACUGUGUGUCUGUACAUGAAUAAGUCUAAUCAUAUCAGAGUUUCAUUUGCUGGAUGAAUUGGUGAUGCUUGUGUUUGAAAUUUGUACCAUUAUUGUUCAUAUUGAUUCAUUCUGGCUUAUAAAAAAUUUGUUUUGGACUUAACGCA